GCAAAAUGGCUAUGGCAGUGGCUUCCUUCGUCGCCGCUUCGCACCACCACGGCAGUCACCUGGCCGCCGGCGUCCCCUUCUCCGCGCGAGUAGGCAGGAGCUUAGGCCGCAGUGGCGUCACCAUCUACAUGAGAGCCCAGAAGAAGCGCAAUAGUGAAUCUGGGAGCAGUAGCGGAGGUGGGGACGUGCGGGCCAGCAGCGGGCGGCGAGUGUGGCGUCGUCGGAAACUGACCAAAGAGGAUGACAUGUUGCGUUACAAGUUGGAUCGUAUCCCUUUUCUAGAGGAGAAGGUGAGAAAAGUAAGGGAGAAUGGGAAGAUCAUAUGCCUGGACAUUAAUCAGCUGAUGUUAUCUCAAGAGAAUAGAUUUGCAUUCACCAUGGAGGUGGCUGAAGAAGCUAAUGUCUAUCUUGAGAAGAACAGGCAUGAAUAUGGGCUGAAGAAGCCUAUACUGCAUGUUCUCAGUGACCGCAUGAAUGAAGCUGGGUUUUCUCGGCCUGAGGGUUACCUUUAUCCUUAUCCUAUUAAGCCUGGUCCUUAUUUCAUUAAAGAGGAAGGAAAUUGAGUAAAAUCACGUGCUACUUGUAACAGGAUUAUCAUUUUCAACAACUAUAGUUUGGCCUGCAUCCAGACAAAAGAACAUAUUCAGGUAUGGUAUUAAUGGUCUAGCAAUUAAUAUAUUGCACAGAAGCAAGAGCGAAUCCCAUACCUGCAGAUACAUUGAAGAGAAGAAUUAAAAGGAUGAUGCCAAGUGCAAAAGUGUCUUUAGGCAUAUUUUGUUCUCUUCGACUGGUAUGUUAUUGCCUUAGGAGGAUUCAUGGGGACGAGCUAUCACACUUCUGCCCCUUUUAUACAUGGGUGCUGGCUGAGACAGCUAAAGAUGAAAUAAGUUGUGACAUUAUGUAUGGUCUACUAGUAAUAAUUCCUGUACAGGGUUAUGAUGAAACACGUCACCCAACAGCACAAGGUCAACUACAUUCGGCACUUGGCAGAAGCUACUUUAGAAGUCGUACUGCCUUUCUAGUAACUAAGGCCAAAGUAAACUAAAACCUAUCAUGUUUUAGUAGUUGAUACAAUGCCUUUUGUAUUAUACUUUUCUGAUCUGUGCCAGAUUAUGUAAUGGCACCUUAGUCUUGGAAUGCUACAUAGCAUGAGGUGUGCUUGUAGUUCUUUGGUCAUGUAUGCAUUAACUUAUAUGGAUCUCUAUUAUUUUUUG
Molecule: messenger RNA, 1214 nt
Organism: Zea mays
Lineage: Eukaryota; Viridiplantae; Streptophyta; Magnoliopsida; Poales; Poaceae
Product: Protein PLASTID TRANSCRIPTIONALLY ACTIVE 7
Exons: 4
Coding region: 6-563 (185 amino acids)
Biological process (GO): plastid transcription
Cellular component (GO): plastid-encoded plastid RNA polymerase complex
Source: RefSeq, marked validated